CAUGCUGAGUUAACGCCUGACGUUUGAGGUGUUGUCAGCACCUUGCAAGUCACUGAGGAAACUGGCGUUGUGCACAAAUUAUCUAGCUAGUUUGCUUUCAAACUGAAAAUUAGGAAAUAUAUCGUAGGCGCUCUCUGGUAUUCCCAUUUCUUCUUUUGUUUCGCAAUGGCUGACCCAAAAUACGCCAACUUGCCAGGCAUCGCCUCUAACGAGCCGGACGUCUAUGAGACCAGCGACUUGCCGGAGGAUGACCAAGCGCAGUUCGAGUCGUUCGUGCAAGAGCUGGAAGAGCUUUGCAGUGACAGUGUGGAGCGCAUUGUGGUCAACCCCAACGCAGCCUAUGACAAGUUUAAAGACAAGCGCGUCAGCACCAAGGGCCUUGACUUCUCAGACCGCAUCAGCAAGAGCCGCAGAGUGGGCUAUGAGUCGGGAGAAUAUGAGCUUCUAGGGGAAGGGUGUGGGGUGAAAGAGACUCCUCAGCAGAAGUACCAGCGGCUCGUUAACGAGAUUCAGGAGCUCACAGAGGAGGUUGAACGCAUUCAGACGAGUGCUAAAGAGAGCAGCGCUGAGGAACGCCUGACACCCGUGGUGCUGGCCCAGCAGGCCGCCCAGCUCAAGAAGCAGCUGGUUUCCAGCCACCUGGAUUCACUGCUGGGCCCCAACGCCCACAUCAACCUGGCCGACCCAGACGGAGCUCUUGCCAAGCGGUUGAUGACUCAGCUGGAGGUGGCAAGGGGCAUGCGUAGUGGUGUAUCGGGAGAGGGGAAGUCUGCGGGACCCAAAGGGCCAGAUGGCGUUGUCCUGUACGAGCUCCACAGCCGACCUGAACAUGAGAAGUUUACGGAGUCUGCCAAGAUAGCUGAGGUGGAGAGGCGCUUGGCUGACUUGGAGACUGCUGUAGGUUCAGGAUCAGAUAAGAAGGGUCCUCUCAGUGCUGGGCUUCAUGGAGCCAGCCUAAUGGAGACCAUGGAGCUGUUGCAAGCCAGAGUCAGCGCUUUGGACGCUGCCACUCUGGACCAAGUUGAAGCCAGGCUGCAGAGUGUAUUGGGGAAGAUGAAUGAAAUCGCAAAGCAUAAAGCUGCAAUUGAAGACGCUGAAACACAAAAUAAGGUGUCGCAGCUGUAUGAUGUGGUGCAGAAAUGGGAUGCCAUGGCAACCUCCCUCCCUCAGGUGGUCCAGAGACUGAUAGCUGUUAAAGAGCUGCAUGAGCAAGCCAUGCAGUUUGGACAGCUGCUGACCCAUUUGGACACCACGCAGCAGAUGAUCAACAACGCACUGAAGGACAACAGCACACUGCUCUCACAGGUGCAGCAGACCAUGAAGGAGAACCUGGUCUCUGUGGAAGAUAACUUUGCUGCUUUGGACCAGAGGAUGAAAAAGCUCUCAAAAUAAUCACUUUCCAAAUUAAAAAAGGCAAGAGAACAGGAGUGAUGUGGAAAAAGGUUCUUUACUGUAUUUUACAUCUUAUGUUUGUCCUCAAAAGCCUUUUCCUCCAUAUUGCUGAACGUUGGAAUAAAGUUGAAAACUAAGACAGAAUUGAAGGUUGAGACCAAAUGCUCCCUAACACUACAGCAACCCAGUAAUCUUUGCCCUAUCUCUGGUCUUCAUGGAGGUGGACUGAAUUUAUGCAAUUAUCAGUCACUUAGUUAAAUCCUACUCCCUAGUCCAGAUAGAGAUUAGAGUACAGGUUCCAGAUUGUUCUGUAAGCCUUAGAAACCCUUUUUUAACUAGGCUUGAAAGACUCAAGUAGUUAUUUUGCCUCUGUGGUAAUGUCUUCAAAAUGUCUGUUUAAAUGUUAGCUUACUUUUCUAUGAACGGUAGUUUCCAAAUGCCCAUGAAUAAAAUGCACACAAGGUUCCCAAGCCACUGGCCAAUGUUUGUGGGAAGAUAUUGGCCUAUCGAGUCAGAAACAAUGCUGUAUAUAUACACCUGAAAACCCUAACGUGUUAUCACACACAGUUGCUUGUAAGUACUGUUGUAUCAGAUGGAUCUUCAAGUUACUCUGCUUUUGUCAUAUGCAUAAAAGUAAUUUAAAAUGCUAUCUUCAGACAUCAGAAUAAAUUUAACAUGCUUUGA
This is a messenger RNA of Electrophorus electricus (electric eel), 2076 nucleotides long. The record is from RefSeq and is a predicted model, not a curated record. NCBI's taxonomy places the organism in Eukaryota, Metazoa, Chordata, Actinopteri, Gymnotiformes, Gymnotidae.